CUCGACCCUUCCCGGGGUCCUCGGCGAGGUGGCCGAGGCCGCGCCUUACGCAGGGACCUCCGCCGGGCCAUCUGGGUGGCCCGAGUUCGCAGCAGCUUCUCUUCCGCUCGUCCCUCGGCCCUCUCGACGCGCACCCACCGGCCUCACCAAGUCGCACGCAGAGGGGCGGCGGGGCGCUGACCGAGGUCUAGGUCCCGAUUGCCGCCGCUCGAGCCGCGCAGUUUGCCUGCAGAUCUCGGUCCCCUGCCCGCGCAGCCUCGGCUCCAUCAGGCCCGGCCCCUCGCCCGGGCCGCGGCUCCACCAAUCGCAGACUUCGCCCGCCGCAGCCGCACCUGCGAGGAGGGGCCCGCGCGCCGCUGCAGCCGCCGUCGCAGCGUCCCCGCCCCGCUCCGCCCCUAUCGCGGCGCCCCGAGAUCACCCGCCUCCGGCGCCUGGCUCCCUGCAGGCGAGGAGCGGAAGCCGCUAUCUGGAGGCAGACUCCGGCGCCACAGAGCCGGGGCAGCCGCGGCAACGGCGAGGCGCGAGGCAGGGGCGCCCGGCAGACCCCGCGACCCCGAGCCAGCGGGCGCCCCAAGCGGGCAGCCUCGCCGGGGGAGGCGGAGGCGGCCACGGCGGCCGCGCUCGGGCGCCCCUCGCGCAGCGCUCCAUGCCCGUGUGGUGCUGCCGCUGCUCCCUGGCUGGUCAUUUCAGAAACUAUAGUGACACUGAAACUGAAGGAGAGAUUUUUAAUUCCUUAGUGCAAUACUUUGGUGACAACUUGGGGCGAAAAGUUAAAGCGAUGCCAUUAGUUGAAGAAACUUCUUUACUGGAAGAUUCGUCAGUGACUUUUCCUGUGGUAAUAGUAGGAAAUGGACCCUCAGGAAUAUGCCUUUCUUAUAUGUUAUCAGGCUACAGACCGUAUUUAUCAUCAGAAGCAAUACACCCAAAUACAAUCUUAAAUAGUAAAUUAGAAGAAGCAAGACAUCUUUCCAUUGUUGAUCAGGACUUAGAAUACUUGUCUGAGGGCCUUGAGGGCCGAUCAUCCAAUCCAGUUGCAGUACUUUUCGAUACACUUCUUCAUCCAGAUGCUGACUUUGGGUAUGAUUAUCCAUCCGUUUUGCACUGGAAAUUAGAGCAACAUCAUUAUAUCCCUCACGUAGUUCUUGGUAAAGGUCCACCUGGUGGGGCUUGGCAUAAUAUGGAAGGCUCCAUGCUGACAAUCAGCUUUGGAAGUUGGAUGGAACUACCUGGACUUAAAUUUAAGGACUGGGUAUCAAGUAAACGAAGGAACCUAAAAGGGGAUCGAGUUAUGCCAGAGGAAAUAGCUCGCUACUAUAAACAUUAUGUGAAAGUCAUGGGUCUUCAGAAGAAUUUCAGAGAGAAUACUUACAUAACUUCCGUAUCAAGACUCUACAGAGAUCAAGAUGAUGAUGAUAGUCAAGACAGAGAUAUUUCAACAAAGCAUUUACAGAUAGAGAAGUCAAACUUUAUCAAGAGAAACUGGGAAAUUAGGGGUUAUCAGCGAAUAGCUGAUGGUUCUCAUGUUCCCUUCUGCCUCUUUGCUGAGAAUGUAGCACUGGCAACUGGAACGUUGGAUUCUCCUGCCCAUCUGGAAAUUGAAGGGGAAGAUUUUCCUUUUGUGUUUCAUUCAAUGCCUGAAUUUGGAGCUGCUAUAAACAAAGGAAAGUUGCGUGGCAAAGUGGAUCCAGUGUUAAUUGUAGGUUCUGGGCUUACUGCCGCUGAUGCAGUACUGUGUGCUUACAACAGUAAUAUCCCUGUGAUUCAUGUGUUUCGCAGACGAGUAACUGAUCCAAGCUUAAUUUUCAAACAGCUUCCCAAAAAGCUGUAUCCUGAAUAUCAUAAAGUCUAUCAUAUGAUGUGUACUCAGUCAUAUUCUGUAGACUCAAAUCUUUUAUCUGAUUAUACCAGCUUUCCUGAGCACCAUGUGCUUUCCUUUAAGUCGGACAUGAAAUGUGUUCUCCAAAGCGUUUCUGGAUUGAAGAAAAUAUUUAAGCUGUCUGCAGCAGUAGUAUUGAUAGGUUCUCAUCCUAAUCUGUCUUUUCUGAAGGAUCAAGGGUGUUACCUAGGCCAUAAGUCAAGCCAGCCAAUCACAUGUAAGGGUAAUCCUGUGGAAAUAGAUACAUAUACCUAUGAGUGUAUUAAAGAAGCCAACCUUUUUGCAUUGGGUCCUUUGGUUGGAGACAAUUUUGUUCGAUUUUUAAAGGGAGGGGCGCUGGGUGUUACACGCUGUUUAGCUACAAGACAGAAGAAAAAGCAGCAUUUGUUUGUUGAAAGAGGGGGAGGAGAUGGGAUAGCUUAAAGCAAGUUUACAAGUAAUUAAAAUGGACAGUUUGCCGUUAAAGAUUUUUAAUAGUUGUUUUGCAGUGUGCUGGCUUGAAUUUUCUGGACUUGAGUUAACUGAAGGAGAGCCUCAAACUAUAGUAACUUCAUUUUUAAAAGUUACUAGAAUUUGGUAUCCUGAUUUAUAUUGUAAUGUUUCAAAGGUGUCACUGUCAGACAAAUAGAAACACUGCCAACUUGGUGUAUCUUAAGCUUUCAUUUAACUAAAACAUUCUUUUCUUGCAAAACUUACUUUUCGUGAUCAUUUUUGGUUAUUUAUUAUACUUGAUUCCAAAAUAGUACAGCCUUGAAUCUAUAAAACUGUGCAGUCAUUAUGCCAGAAAUUAUUUUAAAUAUAUAAUGGGUCACCUUGCUGUUCAAAGGGUGGUGCAGGGUCCUGCAGCAUCUUCUUCAUCUGUAGCUUGUUAGAAAUGUAAACUCUCAGGCCCCACAACUUACUUCCUGCAUUUUAACAAGAUCCCCAAGGGAUAUGUAUGCUCAUAAAAAUUUGAGACACUGGUUUAAAUUAAAAUGGAUAUAAGGUAUGUAUAACUGGGGGUGGGGUGAGGGUAGGAGGCAUUUACAACUCAGAUUUUAUUUAUUUUGAAAUUAUCAAUUGUAUAAAUCUAAUUUAUUACCAAAUAGGGUCUUUUAAAAAAUAUUUUUAUUGUUGAAACCUUGACAGGUACUUCAUAUUCUUCUAAUAAUUUAAACAGUCCAAUAAUGAGGUAUACACUUUGACAUCCAAGAACUCACCAAGAUGUUUUUCAGAGAUUUAUUCUCGAUUUAACUAUCAUAGCAUUUAAUGAAUCUGAUUUGUAGUUCAAUAAAUUGUGGGUUGAACUACUUAUCCCUGUGUGAACGCUGAAUUACUUUCUGUCACUGAAACUAAGAUAUUUGGGUGUGGUAAGUACUUCGAAAAUUGUAAUACUGUUUGGGCAUUGUCUAAAUUAUUAAAGGUUAAAAUAGAAAAUAAAGUCAAAAUUUUUCUUUUCCAUUCCAAAGGUGUACUUAGAGAUCUCUAAUAGUAUUCAUUGGAGAUGACAUAGCAGCUCAUAUCAUGGUUGUUUAUUGGAUUUAUCUGUUCUAAUUAUCUUUAUGUAAGUGUGUUUACUGUCUGUGUUUUCACACAAACUGCUAGACUUUUUAAUGUUAAGACGAAAACAUCUGAAGUUCUCCAUGGCAAAUUGAAUUUUUCAGUCAUUUUCUUUUUUUGGUACAAUUAACUUCAUCUGGAAUGUCUUCAUUGAACUCAUUAUUCUAUUUUUCUUAGAAUUAAAAGUGGAUUAACGUG
Molecule: messenger RNA, 3613 nt
Organism: Gorilla gorilla gorilla (western lowland gorilla)
Lineage: Eukaryota; Metazoa; Chordata; Mammalia; Primates; Hominidae
Gene: OSGIN2
Product: oxidative stress induced growth inhibitor family member 2
Exons: 6
Coding region: 647-2299 (550 amino acids)
Biological process (GO): negative regulation of cell growth
Molecular function (GO): growth factor activity
Source: RefSeq, a predicted model, not a curated record